Molecule: messenger RNA, 1320 nt
Organism: Knipowitschia caucasica
Lineage: Eukaryota; Metazoa; Chordata; Actinopteri; Gobiiformes; Gobiidae
Source: the annotation of a GenBank genome assembly
AUGCCGGUCCCUCCACCACCACCUCCCCCAGCCCCUCCCCUGCCUCCCCCACCCCCCAGCAGUGCUCUGCCACAGUGUCCUGAGCCCCCCAAGCCCCCACCCCUCACGGGAGGAGGGGGAGGAGGGGGGAGGAACGCCCUGUUAGCCGACAUCCAGAGAGGGGCCCGUCUGAAGAAGGUCACCCAGAGCAACGACCGCAGUGCUCCGACCCUGGACAAUUCUAAAUCCAGUGCUGGAGAUGGGUCAGCAGCUCCUUCAGGUGGGACAGCCCCCAUGGUCCCCUCUCUGGGAGGGCUGUUUGCUGGGGGCUUCCCCACCCUCCGGCCAAUCGGACAGAGGGACCUGAACGGCAAAAACCCAGUGCUCCGCUCCAGCUCCACUGCCUCCCUGAAGCCUCUGUGGAACGCCCCGCCCUCUUCCUCCUGUGACCUGAGCUCUGCCCCUGACCUGCUCUCCAGAGUCAGCCCCUCUUCCCACCGCCCCCUAAUCCCCUCGGCCUCCGCCCCUCCCUCCCCCUCACACGGCUGCCACGCCCACCACCGUCCGCCUGUGCAGAACCCACCCCCUCCCCCGCUCAUGGCACUCCCGGCUCCUCCCCCACCCACAACACUCUCGGCCCCACCUCCUCCCCCGCUCUCAGCUCCUCCCCUGCUCUCAGCUCCUCCCCCACUAGCUUCAUACUCUGCCCCUCCUCCCCCACCGCCACCACUUAUCCCGCUCUCAGCUCUGCCCCCUCCUCCCCCGCUCUCACCGCCUCCUCCCCCGCUCUCACCCCCUCCUCCUCCUCCGCUGGCCUUCCAAGACCGGCCCACGCACCGGCCGCCCCCUCCGCCGUCCCUGGCCCCGCCCCUCACCAGGCCCAGCUGGCUCCCUUUGCAGAGCUCCGUACCACCUCCUCCUCCCCCUCCUCCCCCUGUCCUGCCUCCUCCCCCUCCGCCUCCCACAGUGCCCCCUGUGCCCUCCCCUGCAGCCCGCUACUCCCUCCCCCCGUCUUACCCCUGCCACGCCCCGACCAGGAGGCCCCCCGCUGUUCCCCGUGGCCCAGGUCGUCUGGCCCCGCCCCCAGCCCCUCCCACUCGCUCUCCCAGCACAGAACUGACCAAUCGCAUACCGCCGCCACCGCCCCCUCCCCCUCUGCUCCUGUCCAGCCUGAGGAACGGUCUCUUGCACAGUCUGGAUGAUUUUGAGUCAAAGUUUCAGUUCCAUCCAAUAGAAGACCUCCCCCCUCCAGAGGACUUCAGGCCUGUCCCUCGGGUCUACCCCAGCAAAGAAAACAGAGGUCCUCCAAAGCCACCUGCCAUCCGGACACACCUCCGCUGA